AUGGCACAGCCCGUGCCUCAUCAGCCCACCGAUAAGAAGCGCGUCAAGGUCUACGAACUCCGCAACAAUGACUGGUUCGAUCGAGGCACCGGCUUCUGCAGCGCGAGCUUUGAGACUCUUGAGGAUGGUCGCAAAGAACCGCGCGUCAUCGUUGAAUCAGAAGAUCAUCCCGACCGUCUUCUGCUAGAAACGAAAAUUCAAAAAGAAGAUGGAUUCCAGAAGCAACAAGGCACGUCACCAUAUACACUGAUUGUUUGGCAGGAACCUAGUAGUGGAGUUGACAUGGCACUCAGUUUUCAAGAAGCCGAGGGAUGCGCCAUGAUAUGGUUCGUACUGCGUUUUGUGAGCAAUGUUCAACAGACAUUUCAUAACCACCUGCCAGGAGCCGGUACGAAGGACCGCUCAUCACCUAGAGACUACGAUACUGAUAACCAAUGCCUAGAUGACGGCCUUUCUGACGAUCUCCCUAUCGACGCUCCGCCGGCUAUCAACUUGCCCACGGCCGAACUUGGAAAUCUCGGAGAUAUUGAACAGACCAUGCGGAUGAUGAGCACGACGGCAAACGGCCGUGAUGCUCUUGCCAAAGCAAUUAUGGCCGAGGACUUCAUCGGCAAAAUUGUUCCCCUGGUCGAGAUGGCUGAGGACCUCGAGAGUCUUCAAGACUUGCACCGACUCUGCAACAUCAUGAAAACAGUCAUUCUUCUUAACGACACUUCGAUUAUAGAGCACGCGGUGUCGGACGAAUGCGUUUUAGGUGUUGUUGGUGCUCUGGAAUACGACCCUGACUUUCCUAGUCACAAGGCUAAUCAUCGACACUGGCUGGGUAAUCAAGGUCGAUAUAAAGAAGUUGUCCCUAUAGAGGAGGAACAAAUCCGCAGGAAGAUCCACCAAACAUACCGUCUACAGUAUCUAAAGGAUGUCGUUCUGGCUAGAAUACUCGACGAUCCUACUUUUUCGGUUCUCAAUUCUCUCAUUUUUUUCAACCAAGUCGACAUUGUUCAGCACCUGCAAGCGAAUGCCGCUUUUCUUAACGAGUUGUUUGGCAUCUUCAGGCCCACGAACAGCGAUCAGAAGAGAAAGAAGGAAGCAGUGCUCUUCAUCCAGCAAUGUUGUGCUAUUGCCAAGAAUAUCCAACCCCCGGCGCGUCAGACAUUAUACAACAACUUCAUCGCUCACGGACUCCUUUCCGUCAUCCACUUCGGGCUCAGACACCAUGACGUGGGAGUUAGAGUUGGGGCAACUGACAUCCUGAUCUCUAUCAUCGAUCACGACCCCCAAAUGGUUCGUCAGACUUUGUACCGUCAACUGCACGAGAACCAGACACUCCUCACCGACUCUUUGAUUGAUCUUCUAUUGGUGGAAGUUGAUCUUGGCGUCAAGUCUCAAAUCUCAGAAGCCCUCAGAGUCUUAUUAGACCCUGGUCCUCAACAACUGCAAAAUAACGAGGCCCUUGCUAAGGCUAAUGGUGAGUUUAUGGGAAGACAGAGACCUCAAAUCACUAUUGACCCUCAGCAAGAGACUUUCCUCAACAAAUUCUACGAGAAGUCGGCCCCAAGGCUAUUCAAGCCCCUCAUGGACUUAGAGAAGCGAACGGACAUGAACUUUACAGUACAGCAGGCGUCGAUGUUUACGUAUCUUAUUGAGAUUCAGACAUUUUUUAUCCGCUGUCACCAGUUACGCGUCAAGUUGCAUGUAAUGUCUCACGAUAUCGUUAAGCGCAUUGCUCAGCUUCUCGCAUGCCCUGAGAAAUUUUUGAGAUUAGUUGCUAUCCGUUUCUUCCGAUCAUUGAUCGCAAUGCAGGAUGAGUUCUAUAUCAAGCAUCUCAUGGAGAAGCAGGUCCUGGGGCCAAUUCUUGAAGUUCUUAUCGAGACCAUGCCCCGAGACAACCUCUUGUGCUCAGCAUCACUGGAAUUUUUCGAGUUUAUCAAGAAAGAGAAUAUUAAAGACCUGAUCAAACAUCUCGUGGUCAACUAUAGAGAAAAGCUUAGAGGGUUGAGCUAUAUGUCGACUUUUCGGGAGAUCCUUCUUAGAUAUGACCAAACUCAGGGUUACACGUCUAAUGUCGACUAUUUCCUGGAAGCCGAAGACGAGAUGGGCAGGAGACCUCUAGCGAACACAAGGAUGGCCGAGCAAAUCACCGUUGAGCAAGAGCAAGAGGAAUAUUGGGCAACAUCUGAUCCCGAAGAUGAUGACGACCAGUCAAGUAAAGAGGGGGAAAGGACACCAUCCACGAAUGGCUCAAUCACCUCGAAGCUGCUAGUCGACUACGCAUCCGAUGAAGAGACUGACGAAAAUGCCGAUCCUGAAGCUACACCAGAAGCGGAUAGCCAACACAGCGAUGUUGCAUCGGACGCUGUGCACUCGCCUAUUGAUUCGAGCCUUGGAGGAGGUGUUCCACCACCUGAGCGACUUUCAGAGAAGCGUCGACGCGAAGAGGAGGAAGACGAGGAUGAGAUGAGCAAAAUGAUGCAAAAUAAGAGACGCAGCAGCAGCGGUUCUGUCACGGCGAUCCUAGGCAACUCUCGCGGCCCACAAAGACGCAAAAGCUUCAAUGUCAACUCUCCCACUGGAGGCAAGAAGAUCGCCAUCAGUCUCUCUAGCGGCUUAAAAACAGGCAGCGACCCAGGUUCCAACGAGGAGUCAUAA
This is a messenger RNA of Fusarium fujikuroi IMI 58289, 2646 nucleotides long. Its product is annotated as related to pleiotropic drug resistance control protein PDR6. The record is from RefSeq and is a predicted model, not a curated record. Gene Ontology annotation, biological process: DNA damage response; protein dephosphorylation. The coding region runs from base 1 to 2646 and encodes 881 amino acids. The transcript is spliced from 5 exons. Gene Ontology annotation, cellular component: protein phosphatase 4 complex; nucleoplasm. Gene Ontology annotation, molecular function: protein phosphatase activator activity. NCBI's taxonomy places the organism in Eukaryota, Fungi, Ascomycota, Sordariomycetes, Hypocreales, Nectriaceae.